GUCUGCCUGCUCCUGAACGUGUCUAUGUAGCUCUAUUACGUGUUUUUAAUUGUUUGUGAGAGCAUGUGUUCUUAAUCACUCUACCUGAGGACUCUAAUUCAGCGGUGAGGUGACCACCUUCAGCUCAGGUGUGUAACAUACAUACAGUGUGUGUGUGUGUGUGUGUGUGUGUGUGUGUGUGUGUGUGUGUGUGUCAAAAUGAUUGUAGGAGAUUGUAACUUUCUCUAGACAAUAUCUUGCAUUGUUUUGCAAAUGAACCAGAAUCGGGAUUGCUGAUUAGGGUUGUGGCAUACAGUACAUGAAAAUGUGUGUAGGCAUCUUGGUGAGUUAUCUAACUAUCUGGAUGGUGCUUUUAUUUUUCUGCAAAAUUGUGGCCUGUAAUUUGCAUACAUCUUGAUAUCUUCUUGUUCUACUUAAAACGGAAUAAGUAAGACCGUAAUUACUGAAUGAAACAAAACCAAGUACGUCUUCAUUUUGAUUCGAUGCUAUUUGUCAGCAGUGCAAAAAUCUAAAGUGUGGGUUUGAUUGAAUUUUACACAAAGUGGUGGAGCAAUCAAUGACUGUUAGCAUUUGGAAAGUCAACCUCUAUGGUCUUGUUAUCGUUCAAUUGACCAUGUACUCAAUCUUUUCAAUCAACAAUGAUCAUUGUUGGAUUACAGUCAGUAUUCUGAAUCCUGUGUUUUCUGUUCUUCCUCUAUGUUUUCUCCUUGGCAGUCCAUUAGCGUUUCAGUGACAUGAGGACAUGCUUCCAAAUAGCACCUCCAACAAAGUGUUCAUUCUGAGACAAAAUCCCACAGGAACAAUUAUUGAAAAAUGAUGUUCAAAUAGUUUCUGGAGGAAAUUGCAAUGCUGUUUCUCAACGGAAAAACGUGUGAAUGCUGGCAGGCUUGUGAAAGAAAGAAAACGACGGUGCCAAUAAUAUCACAGGAGACCCUAAACUCACACUGUGGCUAUUUCCUACAGAUACACCAUAGAGACAAUCAGUCAUUUACAGUUGUGAUAGAGCAACAUUUAGCUAAGGAGACUAUUGCAGUGAGAACAGGAGCGGGGUGAAGUACAGGUCAAAGUGUUUAUGAUUCCUGUGAGCUGAAAUAUAAUUUGAUUCAGCAGUUGAGCACAAAACACUUAUGUUAUAACCAAAGGAGAAAGGGGACAGAAGGUAGGUCUUAUUAAUGAAGAGAGCUGCACUCAAGUCUCUAUUUAAAGCAGGUAUCAGAGUGCAUCUUGUGGAUGGUCUAUUGAAGUCAGACCUGAAUCUGAUUGAUGAAGAGCCAGGGCCAGGAUGAGACAUGCUGCCUGCUGUUAGUAUGUGUCAUCUGCUCUAGCUGUUAUACACUCAGAUCUCGCUGCCAUUUUCUGUCAACAAACUGACAUAAGGCACAUGGAAAAUGUAUCUUCAGAAAGGAGAACAGGUGAGAAAUGGAAGGAUCUCAAUGUCAUAAUGUAGAUUUUGUGUCAGAAAGGCCAGUACAUGUUACAUUUGGCGUAGUUGGUCAGGUUUUUGUGAGCGUGGGAAACAAAUCCAUACAAUGAAUUUGUUGGGGUUGUAUAACAUUCUUGUCAACACAGACAGCGUAGCUGAUAAUUGACAUGGAAUCCAGAGCGUCAAGGACAAUGGACUGUGGCUAUUAAAUGUGGCAUGGGGAGAAAACCCUCCUUAUAUGGAAUUAAAACUCCUCUCGGGUUUCCCGUUCAAAGCAGGGCCCAUGUUGGCUCUCAUUAGCAGUUCACAGAGCUCCAUUAGGCUGUAGCAGGAACAGAGAAGGGCCCAGUUGGUGCCCACAGCCACAUUCACAACGGAAUCUCAGAAUGACAAUUGGGAGAUUACUGUGAAGGAUAUGAAAACUCCAGCCAAGGGUAAGGCUGAAAAGUAUAGCUCCCGGCCCCUCGCUCUUAGUUUGCUCCAUUCCAGGAAGAGCUGGAAAGGUCAACUUGCCACUGCAUAGAAAAGUGAGGACAGCGCCUUCAUCUGGAUAAGACAUUUAGAUGGACCUGGAUAGGGUUGAGUCGGCCGACUACCAAGUGGAUAUCAAAAAUGUAAGUUCAAGUGCUGUGUGGCGGCAAUGCAAAUGUGAUAUACCUGAGUCACUGCAUACUCUAGCCAUCUAAAUGGUUUAGCAGACCACUGUAAGUAAAGAGACCACGCUCACAUGUCACAUAGGUAACUAAAAGCAACACGAUACAAACACAGUUGGAGGAGCAGGUUUAUGCAGUAAGCUUAGAUGCAGUAUCACUGCACUGAUCUCAAGAAGACAUAAUGGUCAGUUAUUAUUCUAACAGAAGUUAGGUGUCAGUGUGUAUGAUGGCCCUGAGAGAGAGAGGUGGCACUGGAGUGGUGGGUUUUGCUGUAAAUGUCCAGUAUUAAAGAUUCACACAACAGUGUAAAUUAUUGCGUGAGUGUCUGUUGCCUGUUGAGCAGAUCAGGUUUCUCUCAGUUUGAUCUUUGGGGGAGUUGGAGGAGUAUUUUUGCGUUACUGACUAACUCCUGACUAAAAGCACACUUCAUUUUGGUAGACUGAGUAAGCAAAGCCCCACUUCUGAGUUCUGGAACUACUGAGACAUAGAGCUGAGUAACGUGGGGAAAGAGAUCUAGGCUGAUACAAGGUUUUGUUGGCAUCAACAGUUGUAGGUGUCUCUCUCCAGGACCAACACUUGUCCUGGAAUGCCAUCAUGUCCGGCUGAUUUAUAACUGGGACACCUGGUUAAGUGUCCUUUAUCAAAACGAUGACAGCAGAAUAAGAGUUAUGAGCCAAGAUGUAAUGACCCUGCAGGCCUCCAUGGUGGAAUUUCUCACUCCUGUUCUGUAACCUUUGGAGACCCCUUUGUGGCCAUAAUCACGUUUGCCUUAUGGUAGAGAUUUAUGUCAUGCCAAAGAUAGAUGUCCCUACAUUCGAGUGUAUCGGCACAAGGUAACCCCCUACAGCCUAAAGAGGAAUCUUCUGUGCUCGGUUUCAGAUCCCGUUUGCACCAUGCCUCUGAGAGACUCAGUCACCCUGCUGCUCUGGAGUUGCUGUGUACUACUGCUCAUCCACCAAUGUGAGACUCAAGGUAAGGCAUUUGCUGCAUGUCAAUGGGUGCCUUCAAAUAGUCAAUGGCUCAAGGCUAGCCAGUAGCCACCCACUACAGAAGUACAUGUAUACCGGUGUGUACUUAUUAUAGUACAUAUAUGUACUACUAGACAGAGAGCCCUGGCAACUGAUACUGUAUGCUGGGUAACUAUCGGAUUGAAGCCAAAGGAGCAAUACAAUUUAUGCUUGUUGAUAAAAGUAAACAAAACUCUGUUACAAACAUACAUCAGAAGUAGUUUGAUAAAUAAUUAUUAAAUAAAAAAUUUAAAUCGAAAGAAGCAACUUAAAGGAGCACACUUUAUAAUAAAACAAAUAAUAAUAUUUAUAUGUGCAAUAACGAAUGUUUAGAUCCGACUCAAUAAAACAAUGUUUAAAGCAUAAAGUACAAAGAUUCUUAACUGCAUCUUAAUUUAAACUUUGAACAUUGCUGGCUGUGUGUGAAGAAUCAUGUGCAUGGAACGGCGGGGACUGUUUAGUUUAUCAGGAUCCCCGUUAGCUAGUGCAGCAGCUACUCUUCCUGGGGUCCACAUAAAACAUACAAAUACAUUACAAAGUACAGAACAGUAAUAGACAAGAACAACAUAAGAUUUGACGUAAAAUGUUUUUAAAAAAAAGUUAUAUAUAGGAAAGACACCAAGAGACAACAAAUAUACUAUUUAAACACUAUUCAUAUACAGUGAAUUCGGAAAGUAUUCAGACCCCUUGACAUUUUCCACAUUUUGUUAGGUUACAGCGUUAUUCAAAAAUUAAUUAAAUUGUUUUUUUCCCUCAUCAAUCUACACACAAUACCCUAUAAUGACAAAGCAAAAACAGGUUUUUAGAAAUGUUAGCUAAUUUAUAAAAAUACAAAAACAGAAAUAUCACAUUUACAUAAGUAUUCAGACCCUUUACUCAGUACUUUGCUGAAGCAUCUUUGGCAGUGAUUACAGCCUCGGGUUUUCUUGGGUAUGACGCUACAAGCUUGGCACACCUGUAUUUGGGGGGUUUCUCCCAUUCUUCUCUGCAGAUCCUCUCAAGCUCUGUCAGGUUGGAUGGGGAGCGUUGCUGCACAGCUAUUUUGAGGUCUCUCCAGAGAUGUUCAAGUCCGGGCUCUGGCUGGGCCACUCAAGGGCAUUCAGAGACUUGUCCCGAUGCCACUCCUGCGUUUUCUUGGCUGUGUGCUUAGGGUCGUUGUCCUGUUGGAAGGUGAACCUUCGCCCCAGUCUGAGGUCCUGAGCACUCUGGAGCAGGUUUUCAUCAAGGAUCUCUCUGUACUUUGCUCCGUUCAUCUUUCCCUCGAUCCUGACUAGUCUCCCAGUCCCUGCCGCUGAAAAACAUCCCAACAGCAUGAUGCUGCCCCCACCAUGCUUCACCGUAGGGAUGGUGCCAGGUUUCCUCCAGACGUGACGCUUGGCAUUAAGGCCAAAGAGUUUAAUCUUGGUUUCAUCAGACCAGAGAAUCUUGUUUCUCAUGGUCUGAGAAUCUUUAGGUGCCAUUUUGCAAACUCCAAGCGGGCUGUCAUGUGCCUUUUACUGAGGAGUGGCUUCCAUCUGGCCACUCUACCAUAAAGGCCUGAUUGGUGGAGUGCUGCAGAUAUGGUUGUCCUUCUGGAAGGUUCUCCCAUCUCCACAGAGGAACUCUGGAGCUCUGUCAGAAUGACCAUCGGGUUCUUGGUCACCUCCCUGACCAAGGCCCUUCUCCCCCGAUUGCUCAGUUUGGCCGGGCGGCCAGCUCUAGGAAGAGUCUUGGUGGUUCCAAACUCCUUCCAUUUAAGAAUGAUGGAGGCCACUGUGUUCUUGGGGACCUUCAAUGCUGCAGAAAUGUUUUGGUACCCUUCCCGAGAUCUGUCCUCGACACAAUCCUGUCUCUGAGCUCUACGGCCAAUUCCUUCGACCUCAUAGCUUGGUUUUUGCUCUGACAUGCACUGUCAACUGUGGGACCUUAUAUAGACAGGUGUGUGCCUUUCCAAAUCAUGUCCAAUCAAUUGAAUUUACCACAGGUGGACUCCAAUCAAGUUGUAGAAACAUCUCAAGGAUGAUCAAUGGAAACAGGAUUUACCUGAGCUCAAUUUCGAGUCUCAUAACAAAGGAUCUGAAUAAUUAUGUAAAUAAGGUAUUUCAGUUUUUUUUUUUUAUUGCAAAAAUUUAUAAAAACCUGUAGGCUUUGUUUAUUUAUUAUUAUGGGGUAUUGUGUGUAGAUUGCUGAGGAUUUUAUUUAAUCCAUUUUAGAAUAAGGCUGUAACGUAACAAAAUGUGUAAAAAGUCAAGGGGUCUGAAUACUUUCCGAAGGCACUGUGUCUGAUUGGGACACACACACCCACAUAUAUUUUUUAUGUAUUGUUUGUAUUAUUUUUUGUUGUUGUAUUGUUUGUAUAUUGUUGUGUUUUGAAUUUGUAUGACUUUCCUUGUCUAUCUGUGUUUGUUACUAAAUAAACAAAUAGAAAUGUUGAAUCAGUCAUAAUCUGCCCUCGGUAUGGAGUGUAAUAUCACAAGCAGAGACGUUUUUCACUCCUUCUCCCUCCCUUGUGAACUCAACUGUGAAAUUCCUGUCUGGUUACAGAAUGUGAUUAAUUUUUGCAUGGCCCCUUGGGGUGAGAAGGGGAGCCUUGAUGUGGUAUGAGGCAUUGUGUCAAGAGGUGUGUGACACGUGUCAGAGGACAGAUGUCUGACCCCAGAGUGGGCAGCAGUCAAGCCCUCUGUGUGACAGCAGUAGCCACUAGCCAGGGGGUUUGAUUUAAGGAUAAAGGGUCGUACAGUAUUUCCCGACCCUGUCUGCGUCUUUAGGCCCUUCCAGGAGCCUCGGAGCCAGGGGACAGCGGCUGAUGAUCCCUGCUCAGCCAUCUUGCCUAAAUAUUUUUCUAGCGCCGCAAGCAGCUGAGUGGAUACAGAGAUUGAAUUAUCCUUAAUUUCUCAGGGAUCUGGUUACGACUCCCUCAGCUCCUUCAGACACUGGUGGCCCCUCGCACGUCCCUCCUCACCUCCCUUUCCUCUUCAAUCUGAACUUAGGGCACACACACGUGCACACACUCCUUGGAGCGUGGGCUGGUGGCAGGCACACGGCCUGUCUGGGGAUCAAAAUGGAGGAAACCCAAACCUGUGCUGCGUGUAUGACUGGCACCAGAGCUCUGACCGAGGCGCGAGCAGGGGAGGAUGGGAGGGGGGAUAAAGUUUCAUGGCCAGGGUUAAAUUUAGAUCCCCCUGGUUUUAACACGGAGAGACUCGUGUGAAGUACCCCCCCAGAGUAGCACCGGGGAGCUUGCAGGCCCUGAGGGCCAGCCUAGGGAAGAAAACAGCACCUGUCCCCCCAUGAUUAGAUGGCAAAUUAGAAGCUCUUAAAUAAUACUGCUCCAAACAAAGGACAUUGUGUUUAACAGUUGGUGGUCCAGUCAUUAUUUCCGUGAUUAUCAUGGUGAUACAUAAGCUGGUGACAAGACCCUGGUCCAAGGCCUGGAUACAUACGAUAUCACCAACCAGCAUUCUAUGAAUGACAAGUUGACAACUUACAGUAUAUUGUAUAUAAUGUUACACAGUUGUCAUUGUUUAUAUUUUGACAAUGUUUAUACUGUACUGAAUCUUUUGUUAUCUUUGUCAAUAAUCAAGCAGCUGGGGACUUUGUCCAGAUUAGUUCAGGACUUUUUAUCCUGAUUCCCAGUCUUCCAGGAUGCAGUCUGUUGCCUUCAUGGUUCCAGUCUUAGCAGAGCUGGGGGGAACUUAUUACAAACAUACAGAGCCCACCACAGAGACAGGGAAUGGGGCUGACCAGACAGGCUUCCCUGGCAAACAGUGGCUGGGGCUGGGUCACUCUGGCUUGCUGCAGGGCCAGCAGAAGGAAUGAGAGGCAGGCGGCUGUCGAUGCCAGGAGGCUGACUUGUCUCAUCAGUCUAUCCACACUCUGCAGUGAUCAGACGGCUGUCUGUUUGUGCACCCUGGCCUGCUCAUUCCCUCCCUAUGGACAUGUGCAUGAUGUGUGCCUUUGAUGCAUGCCCAUCCUGCAUACUCCUCCUCUCUGUCCCUCUCACUCUCUUCUCACUCAUUGUGAUGCUCACUGUGGCCCAACUCUUCCAUCCCCUUAAAUUCUCAAUCUGUCUUUCCUCCUGCCAGAUAUAACACAGUUCACAAAGCGCUUCAAGAGGCUUUGAAGUUUACUCUAAUAAAAGGGAAAUAAAAGGGCCUCCAUGUAGCUUUAACACUAGGGAGGAUGAGAAAUCAGAGAGCUCUCUGCUCUUCAGCAAAUAACAGAAAAAUGCUCCCAUUCAAACCUGAAGCACUGGCAGCAUGGGGUAAAUGGCAUCUGAAGGAUUGUUGAUGGUGUAUACUGACAUCCUCCAUGCUAUUUCAGGACACUGUACAGGCCAGGCAAAUGGCUGGAUCAGGGAUCAAUUCAACUUGAAUUGCUUUGCUUUGCGUACACAGUAGCAUUUAAACCAAUUUAUUUCCUAUGGUCAUAUAAAAUUGCUAAAUGUUCCUAGAUAUACAUGCAUAUGUACAGGCAGGUUUAAUUAAAUUCAGCCCCAAGUCAUAUAAGGUGACACAUCUCUUAAUGCUUGUUGUUAAAUUGAAUGAAACAUGCUUUUAAAAGAGCACAGUUUCAUUUUUGCAUGCCAAAAACAUAAAUAAGGUCUCUGAAAACAUAACAGCUUACUGCAGUAUUCCCAUUGUCAGUGAGAAUACUUGUUUUAAUAGCUUCCCUGUUUAGAAUACAUUAGCAAAUAUUGGGCUUUCCCAGCUGUCCGCGUUUAAGAGAUUACGGUUACUGUUGUUGUUUUUCUGAACUGCUUCACCAUUCUCAGAUAACAGUUACUACUUCUCAGCUGUUCCCGUGAUGGCGACGGGAAAGCCAAGAAUUUCAUUGUUCAAGGUCCGCUAUGUUCCCACGGACACAGGGCUUUUUGCAGCCCACUGUCGUGUUGUUCAUGGAAAAUGCCUGCAAUUCCACAUCAAGCCAAUGAGUGUCUGCAUUGUAUGCAUACGCAACUGCAGGAUAACUCAAUUGUCUUAUGGUACAGAUUAUAAUUGCCAAAGCUACACUAUUCUAAAUGUUGAGAUGUGAAGACGCAACAAAAGUAUGAAAUAUAGUCUGAUUAGCUGAGAAACUAAAGCUAACAGCACAGGCUGUACGAGAAAAUGUCCUACUGUAUAUUAAAGACAUAAUUUGUAGAAGUUACUGCUUGGGAAGAAAUAGAAUAUAGUCUGUAAGAACACUGCUCUAAAAAUCCCUCCAAGUCCACCUCUCUAUAGUGAGAGGGUUAGGAUUUGUACUGUACUACAGUGUGGAAGGCGAGACAAGGAGUGUUUGUGAAUUCCAGUGGGGUUUGGGCAGAGUUUGUGCGGGCGGAGACAUGACUGUACAGCAUUCCUCUCCUCCCACCGCACACGCUCCCCUCGUGCUGCUUACUGCUACCACACGCACCCCCUACAACCUACCUGGCAACCCCCCAUUAUUUACUAAAGCCAAGUACAGACAGUACAUAGGUAUGCCUAAGGCCAGCCAAAUCCACUAGUAAUAACUGAGGACAAUAACAGAUUAAUCACAUAUCCCUUUAGUAGUAGUUCAAAUGCUUGCCAGUUUACAGGGAUGUUUAAUAACUCAGCAAUGCAGCUGUAGUUACCUUUCUGAAACCAAUAGCAUAUAAUUAAUAGUCAGAUACAUUCAGAUACAAUCAUAUGAAACCCCAAGUGAAAUCAAACUUUGUGAGUCAUGUGGGCUUCAUCUAACCUAGUCCCCACUCCACAGAUAUCUGGCUGGUGGACGAGACUGGCUUUGACUAACAUUUCUUCACUAUUGUUUCAUCAUAACAAAUGAGUCGCCCUAUAAGGCAGAUCCUCAGAUGCCUGUCUGUCUGUCUGAGCAGCAGCUCAAAGUUCCCCAGCAGUUGCACUGAGGAGUCAUCUCACAGGCUCCGUGGAAGACAAGCUCUUGUAAAUAAACACCACACACGGAUGACCGACUGCCUAGGGUUAGAGGUAGUAGUACCAUUAGCAUCCCAUUGAGCCCUGAAAUCCCUCAUGUAGCACUCAAACAGUGGUCAUUCAGAUACACUUAUUCUGACUUUACAAUUAUCGAACCACCAGUGUAUUUUUCAGCAACUGUUGUGUUAGAAAUGGUUGUGGUAGAAAAUGUAUGCACACACGACUGUAAAUCGCUUUGGAUAAAAGCGCCUGCUAAACGGCAUAUAUUAUAUUAGGAAUAAACUCCCUGAAUUCAACUGAGUUUUAUAGAGCAUAAAAUGUAUUUAUUAUCAGCUGCUGCUGGAGGAAUAGAGUUGUGGAGUACAUGCUUACAAACAGCAGAAAUAUCACAGAUACGGCAAAUGAAUCUGUUUCAUGGAUAAUAGCCGUAUCUAAUCAAUGACAAGUAUUAAGUCUGAACGUCAGGGAAUUUCUGGUACAUCUGGGAUCUUUCUCUGAAAUGAGAGUUUCCUUUCUCUUACAGCUCUAAACUGCACGUGUAAUGUGACCAAUAGUCGGUGUGAUGAAAAUGCAGUGUGCAGGUAAGGAGAAACUUGAUGGAAGAUGCAUCCAUCUUUAACAUGUCUAAGAUAUGAUAUAUUUGAAUGUGUUGACUAUGUCAAGCAUAUAUGACAAACCUAUAAAGCCAUCAUCCAGGCCCACGAUAUUCUGGUGUCAAGUAUGUCCUUGUCACUCUUUAGAGCUAGUCACACUCACAAAAUGUAUGGAGUGUUUCUACAAAAGGACAUUCUAUGAAUGUUCAUAUGUAUUUGCCUCACAGAUACUCUACAGAGCAGGGCAUUGCAAAGGUUAUUUUGUUAAGUAUGGGCGCCCUCCUGUGUCCAUUGCGGAGGGUAAGAGUGGCCAUGCAAUUUUUUAAUAUGCCACUGUAUAUAACUGUAUAUCAGUGGAGGCUGCUGAGGGGAGGACGGCUCAUAAUAAUGGCUGGAAUGGAGCAAAUGGAAUGGCAUCAAACCAUGUGUUUAAUGUAUUUGAUACCAUUCCACUGAUUCCGCUCCAGCCAUUACCACGAGUCCAUCCUCCCAAUUAAGGUGCCACCAACCUCAUGUGCUGUACAUCUCCCUCAUGAGGCUGUGUUGGCUAUAGAGAUGAGAGCUGAUCUAACUGGCUGUGCUGUAUUGCAGGUGUGACCCGGGUUGGGAGGGGCAGCAGUGCGACGUAUGUGUGAGAAUGCCAGGCUGUGUCCAUGGAUCAUGUCAUCAACCCUGGCAAUGCACCUGCGAGCCUGGAUGGACGGGACGCUUCUGCAACAAAGGUGACAGAAAAUAUUUGUAUGUAUCAGCCCAUCAUAAUUGUAUUUGUUCAGUGAGUGGUAGCGCAGUACUUAUUCACCGCUUCUCUCCUUUGCUUCAGAUAUCCAUGUGUGUACAAAUGAGGCACCUUGUCAGAACGGUGCCACUUGUUAUGCCAACGUUUCAGGGGAGUACUCCUGCCUCUGCCCUGAGGGAUUUCACGGGAGGAACUGUGAGCACAAGACAGGGCCCUGUCAUAAGACCGGCAGGUGAGUUCAAUUAGCAACACACUCGAAAACAAACUAUGGAACAAGUUUGUCUCAGGCCUACUGCUUCUGCCUUAAUCAAAACAAAUCACAAAUUCAACUCCAACCAGUGACUCAACAUAAAGGAUUGAGUGGUCAUUUUAGGCUUUCAAACGGGAAACUAGCUACAGUAUUAGUGUGUGUAAAUGACAAUAAAUCAGUUGUUCUCUCAGAGCCUGUUCGAUGUCUGUGUUUCAGUGUGUGUGUGUGUGUUUUGACUGUGUGGUGUCCCAGCUGGUCCCCUGAUGGCAGUCAAACACAUGCAGACUGGCGCGGGCCACGUAGCAGCCUGGUCAAUUUGUAUCCACUGGAGAGCAAUCAUGUGAUUUAAUGGGCUCAUUAUCGGCCAAGUGAGUGGCCUCUAGUGCUAACAGACACACUGAAGCCAGGCAUCUACACUACAGCCCCCAUGGAGUUCCCAAAUCACUAGCUAAACGGUUACCAGGGAAACCAUGCAGGCCAAGGCACAGGCUCUGGGUUAGAUUAGUCUUAAAGUGCCAAAUCAAUGCCUGAUUGAAUGUAAUCAGUGAUCAUCACAGAGUAAGCGCCACACAUUUACUUACAAAUCAGUUGGCUGUCCAGGCCCAUAUGAACAGGCUUGGGUUAAGUAAUCAAUUCAGCAUUGAACAUCUAUUCAGUUAUUAUGAACAUUUCCCUCAGGGUUUUUAGUGCUUAUGUUGUCUUUAUCUUUCAGGUCUCCAUGUAAGAAUGGCGGGCAGUGUGAGGACAGUGGCGGCUAUGCCCCAGAGCUCUCCUGCCGCUGCCUGGCAGGCUUCACCGGGCCGCGUUGUGAGAACAACAUGGACGACUGCCUGAUGCGCCCCUGUGCCAACGGUGCCACCUGCCUGGAUGGCAUCAACCGCUUCUCCUGCCUCUGUCCCGAGGGCUUCACGGGCCGAUUCUGCACCAUCAACCUGGACGACUGUGCCAGCCAGCCCUGCUUCAAUGGAGGGCGCUGCCUGGACCGCGCCAGCACCUUCCACUGCCUCUGCAAGCCUGGAUUCACUGGCAGGACCUGCGAGGUGCCCUUACAGAGCCCAGAGAGCCAAGCGCCCAUCAGAAGCUCCCAUGGCUGGGCUGGGGGAGGUGGGGGCUGGGGAAGGGUGACUCAGGCCAGGCCAGACAAGGACACCACGAGGGGGAACUCUCAGGGCAACAGUAACAAUAGUAGUGGAGACAGGCUGCUGAAGAUCUCUGUGAAGGAGGUGGUGACCCAGCGGGGGUCAUCUGGCCUGUCAGAGGUGCAGCUCAACACCCUGCUGGUGCUGGGGGGCAUGACGCUGGCCGUGGUGGCGCUCACAGCUGGCCUGGUGCUGAAGGGGCAUUGGCAGGACCGCUGUGCAAGCUGCCGGUGCGGCCCCACCCCCCGCCUGCACCCGCUGAGACACAGAGACUGCCAGCCACCCCCGCAGAGCCACCUAGUCACCGUGGAGCAGGAGUGUAAGAUCAGCUUCAUGCACACGCCCACGGCCCCAGAACUGGAGAAGAAGAAACUGAACACUGAGGUGAUUUAG
Coregonus sp. 'balchen' is the source of this 12067-nucleotide messenger RNA. The record is from the annotation of a GenBank genome assembly. NCBI's taxonomy places the organism in Eukaryota, Metazoa, Chordata, Actinopteri, Salmoniformes, Salmonidae.